Molecule: messenger RNA, 2124 nt
Organism: Engraulis encrasicolus (European anchovy)
Lineage: Eukaryota; Metazoa; Chordata; Actinopteri; Clupeiformes; Engraulidae
Product: NACHT, LRR and PYD domains-containing protein 1 homolog
Exons: 5
Coding region: 20-1990 (656 amino acids)
Biological process (GO): regulation of apoptotic process; innate immune response; inflammatory response
Source: RefSeq, a predicted model, not a curated record
CACCUCAGAGGCUGCAGAGAUGAACCUCACACACAGUAGCCAGCAGCAUACAGGAGCACAGCUGCCCUCUCUCAGAGAGGGAAGAAUCUGUCAAACAUGUGCUGAUAUCCAGGACCCUGGCCACUGGUCUGUGAUGCCGCCCUCUAUCUCCUUGGAGAGUGGAGAGUGUGUGUACACUGUGAGCUCUGCUGCAGGGAGCUAUGAGUGUUCAGAGUCCAGUCUGCGCUGGUCAUGUUCUGGUCCAGUCAUCCUGCAGUACCGCAUCAGCAAGGAGGAGCUGUUUUGGGCCCAGUUGCAGAUGUUAGGGUACCGACCCGCGGGUCCUCUGAUGGAAAUCAAGCUUCUGUCAGGAGAGCUGGGGGAGGUCUACCUGCCCCACUCCCUCUGCCUGGGUGGUUCUGACCCAGUGUUGCUAGGAGACGCAGUCAGGGCUCUGCAUAGCGACGACAGUGGCGUUUCCCUGGAGACGUGUGAGCUGAGCCGUUUCCAUGGCAAGCUCUUGGCACAGCACUUCUCUGUAUGGCAGCUGGUGGUGAGGUUGGGCAUCCCAGUAAAGGACCACUGCGAGGUGCUGAUCUGUGAGCACUGCCCUUGGCCUCUGGUCCUGCACACCUACCUGCUGCCCUUGUCUUCCUCAGCCAAGCAGGAGGUGAAGAGUAAGGGGGGCAGGUUCAUUGGCAAGUCUUCUCCCGUCCAAUCCCUCUGGAUCGACUCCACAGUCCAACUGCACACCUCUCCAGACUCCCUUGAGAUCACGCCCUCAGUGCUGAUAUUCAACUACAGGAACCCCUCUAUUACCUUCUUUGAGGUGUAUCUGGAGAACCCCUUGCGGAACUUCAAGAUGGAGAUCAAGACUGCGGAGAACCAGACGGUUUGGGAAGCGGUGCUGAGGCAGGGAGUCGACUACCUCACGGAACAAAAUCGCGCUGACUCACAGAACACCCCAGAGUCAAACACAGGUCCUCCACAGAAGCCCAACGAGAUACCUGGGCAAGUCGACUGCCAGAUAGUGGCAGAAUUUCUGAAGAAGACUCGUCCAAAGCUCAUCCAGAGGGUCACAGAGGUGAUGCCCAUAGCUGACCAGCUCCUCUCUCAAGAGAUGAUUGGCCAGGAGACCUACGCCAACAUUCAGGCUGCUGCCACCAUCAGGGCCCUGCAUGGUGAUGACAACGGUGUUUCCUUGGAGACGUGUGAGCUGAGUCUUUUCCAUGGCAAGCUCUCCGCACAGCAGUUGUCUCUGUGGCAGCUGGUGGCGAGUUUGGGUGUCCCAGUGAAGAGCCACUGUAAAGUGCUAAUCUAUGAACACUGCCCUUCGCCUCUGGUCUUCGACGUCUACCUGCUGCCCUCACCCUCCUCAGCCAUCCAGGCGGUGGAGAGUAAGUGGAGUAAGAAUGAGCCCAUCAACAAACCUUCCCCCGACCAAUCCCUAUGGAUCGACUCCACGUUCCAGCUGCACACCUCCUGCCCCUCAGACAUCAAACCUACAAGGGUGACCCUCUCCUACAAACCUGAGCCCUCCUUCUACCAGGUGGGUUUGAUGGAACCACCAGAGAAAUUUGACAUGGAGCUUCAAGGUGUUAAUGGGAACCAACCGGUUUGGGAAAUUGUGAUGUGGCAGGGAGUCGACUACAACAGGAGACAAGACCACACCGACUCACACAGGACACCAAAGUCACACACAGGUCCUCCACAGCAGCCCAGCAGGACCCCCGUGGACCCCCUGUUGGCCGCUGCCUCUCUGGAGGAGAAGAGGCCGAAGCUCAUCCAGAGGGUCACAGAGGUGAUGCCCAUAGCAGACCAGCUCCUCUCCCAGAGGAUCAUUGGCCAGGAGACCUACGCCAACAUCCAGGCUGCUGCCACCAGUCAGGACAAAAUGAGGCUCCUGUUUGAUGGCCUGCGCUCAGCUGGGGCUCAGGGCAAACUGGCCUUCUGCACGAUCCUACAGGCACAGCAUCCCCACCUAGUGGAGGAACUGUGGAGUGCAAGAUGAAGACACAUCCAGACAGCUUGAUCCUGCUCUCAUGAGGGUGGAAAAAAUGAUCUAAACUGUCAAAAUGUCUUGCUCUCUUGAAAGACACACAAUUCAAAACAAAAUUGUUUUUAAGGCAGUGUGAGCGAGUUGAA